CAGGACUAGUUUACUGACGGAAGUUGCAAGGGUUGGUACGAAGCAGUUAACCCAGAAUUGCCAGAAUGACCUUUUGCUGUAGAGAUUUCGUAGUGGAAUCAUUAGAAACGGCCUGAUCAUAUUUAUUAAGGCUAAAACAGAAUUUACCUUUGAAGUAUACUACACAGUAUUCUACAAUUACAACCGGCCCACUAUCAACGGCUAUGUCUGCUGGUAUUUUGGCCACAGAAAGAAAGACAUUUGCAAACAAGUAGAAAAUACGUGGGUCAGCAAGAAAGGUGACCUAUUUAACGUAUGUAUUUCCUUUCCACGCCCUCACAGGAAAACUAGACGGAGUGAAGCUCGGCAGGGCUAUCUGAGCUGCUCUGUGUAUGUAUGUAUAUUAGCGUGACACGGUGUGUAUGUACAUUAGCGUGACAUGGAAAGUGCUGGAACUACAGCGGCCGCAUAGUCAAGGAAACAAGAAAUUCCAAAAGAAAACGACGUGCGCGCAGUUAUAACAAUCGCAGGGGCCACUAGGGACUAGCUACUGAGUGCUUUCUCUUUUCCAACUUUUUACAUUGCCGAUCAGUCAGCUGACUUGUAGCGGGUGUGUUGUCUCUGUCUUUUCCCCACCCAGAAGUCGAGCUCUGCUAAUACAGAACCAAUAGAAGAUUGAAUACAGCAGCAUCCUCCGCCCAUUAAGUGCAGCCGUCAGAGUGGCGUGGGGAGGUGUGUUUGCCGGUUUUAGAUGGGCGGUUAGAACAUAUGGACAGUCAGGGGUAUCCAACAGUAGAACAUGACAGGAGGGCACUAAUUGGGCAGGACUGAAGGCUGCUUCUGCUGGGGACGGAGUGAAGGAUCAAACUGUGCCAACCAUGAAGCUCAUUGGCAGGGCAGGUCGAGAGAGUGCCACGUUGGCUUUGAGUGUUUCUCCAGAUUCAACUUUGGGCUCUGUCCGACAGAAAAAGAGUAAAAAACGUCUUGCAGAGCUGAAGUCAUUCAGUUUAGAGGAACCCCUACAUGGUGAUGUGGGAGAGAGAGGAACCUUGACCAGAUCAAAAACGUAUGACCCCCCCUCACCUCUGAGAUCUGAUCACAGCUCUUCAGUGGAGAGACGCAGAUCCAUUACUACGAAUUUACCAAAGCACAAUAUCACUUUCCACAGGAUAUUUCAAGAUGUCAGCAAGGAUGAGGAACUGAUAGAUAGUUUUUCUUGUGCCCUUCAACGGGAAGUUCUGUACCAAGGUAGACUCUACAUUUCCUCCAACCACUUAGCUUUCUACUGCAACAUGUUGCGGAAGGAUAUUAAGGUAUUAAUUCCGGUCAGCUCAAUCAUAGUUCUGAAGAAGGCAAAUACAGCUCUACUAGUGCCCAAUGCUCUCAGUGUAAGAACUGUGGAAGGAGAAAAGUAUCUGUUUGGAUCUCUACGGAACAGGGAGCUUUGUUAUCAAGCUGUUCGUGCAGUAUGCAACAAUUUGCAGGAUGGCAGUGCUUGCAGCACCCCGUUGUCAUACUCAGCAGAGGCAGGAUUUGAGCAAAGCAAGAUUAUGAAUUCUAGCCACUCUGAUAUUGAACAGAACCAACAGGAAUCUGACAGCACCUAUAUUUGCACUACUGGUACAGAUGUUCAUUUUGAGACUCAGAGCCUGGUGAGAUCUGGUUCUAGUGAAGUGGAUGCCGUAACCUUGAGCCCCUGGAUUAAAAGUGAAGCUUGCCAAGAAAAAGUAAAUUUAGUUAACACUAACCAUACUCAGUGGGUGGAACCCAGCGCUGUGAAUAUUCUCCUUAUUAUCUAUAUGCUGCUGGUUUUUCUUUUACUGGUCUCAUCAGGAUACAUUGGUUUGCGAAUUAUGGAGCUGGAAAAUCAGCUAAGCAUUAUGGGAGCCUUGCCAAAAGGAGAGGAGAUUCAAGGGCUACAGGAUAGCUGAACUGACAGUGUUUUUAAAAUAUAAUUCACAAUCUCUGCCGGCCAGAGGUCAAGAACAGGCUCCAUCAAGAUGAGCUCAUCGUGACUUCAGAUGCUAUUAUGAAAAAGGAGAGAUCAUCUUAUUAAAGGGUCAGGUCGAAAUGAUGACCCCCAAAAAGAUGUGAAUGGGUUCUUAGCACUUUAUUACUGCAGCACCAACAGGCUUAAUGGGAAUUACCAAAAGAGGACCCAAUGGUAAAGUGAUGUGAAAGGAGGAAAGGGAAAGGGGGUGCAAUGCACAUUUUGCACACCAUGCCUUCUCUAUUCAUUGAACUAGAUUGUACAUCUGAUUUUAAUGCAGAGGAUUCAUAAUUUUGUGACAAAGUGAGUAUAUGGGAGAUAAGUUGAAUACAUCUGUUCCCUGUAUUCGGAUUUCUCUGUGCGUUAUGCCUUUUGAAGGAAAGACCUCUGUGAAAGGGGAAAGUAGGAGAAGAAAAAUAUUCACCAGUUAUUGUUGAAAUUCUAACAGGAUAGUAAAGAUUUAAUUUGUGCUUGGUUUUAUGGGGAUCUGAACAAAUUGUUAUACAAAGUCUAUACAGUAUGUGCAAUAAUGAAAGUCAUUAGAAUGUUGACCUCUUGCCAACUUCCAAAAUACCAGUGACCAGGCCUGGAUUUGUGGCGAGGUGGGGGGAAAGGAGGCGGCCUUGGGUCGCCGUGUUAUCAAAUCUGGCCCUGCCAAGUGACAGAGGAUAUGCAUACUUUAUAUUUUUAACUCCGUUCUAAUGGAGAUCACUUAUAAUAAUAAUGUCUAGAUUCUAUAAAAGAUGGAUCUUGGUGCAGGGACUCCAUCAAGGGGUUAUGCAAAACAAAAUGUAGUACUAUUCAUUAUGUUACAGAGGCCCCUAAAUUUCCUAUUAGUACUAAAACACUACAUGAAUUUCUGAUUAUGUUCUAGUGUGUAUCCUUAACCUUUUGUAACUGCUCCCCUACUUGCCCCUAAUAAUCUAAACUAAUGUCAGUUUCAAAAAAACAUACUCAUAAUUUGUUUUUCACAGAACAGACUAAAUGUACAUAAAAACAUUCUAAUGUAACAUUAACACCAAUACAGUUAAAUUGACACUAAUGUUAAACUGUAACAUGCUAAAAAUGAAUCUGCAUGUUACAGGAUAAUUGUAUUUUUCCAAGAGUAGAUUAUUAUGAUUUAUUUAUAUAGCACUGACUCAUGAAUGCAGGCAGACCUUCACAGAGAUUUCCAUUCACAUUCAUUUCAUUCGCAUCCAUUUCCAUUUACAUCAGUUCCUACCCUAGAGCCCAAUCUAAGGUCUCUCUCAUAUUCAUACACUAUGAUAUGUAUCAGUGGCAUAACUAUAGAGGGAGCAGACCCUGUGGCUGCAGGGGGGCCUAGGGGACAGGGGGGCCCAGACCAUGGGAUCUGCUUCCUCUAUAGCCACUCUAGUCCUGUAAAAUUUGCACACUUGUUGCAAACUGUCACCAGUGGACUUGCACACAGGUGGGGAGAGGGGCAGUGGGUAGGUAGCUGUGCGAACCAGAGUUCUCUUAAGAUUUUUUUUGGGAGGGGGAGGGCGGCACAAUGUUGUUACGCAGCUUAUGCAGUAUGUUGUGAUUCAUGGUUAUGACCAAAAUGAGAGGUGCACAUUGUUUCUUUAUUACUGAAGAUAGUAAUAGUAUCAUGUCAGGGUUGGGACUAGCUCUUAAAGGUUUGCACUUAUAUUUUGGCCUCUGCUGCCUUGCAGCUAGUUAAAGGAGGGUACAGCAUCCUAAGCAGUAAGACACUCUUUUAUAGGCUAUACAAAUAUCUUUAUGCCACUAGAUCAAAAUACCAUUCUAGUUUUCUUUAGUAUAGUCAAAAGUCAGUUUAAAUGUCUUUUUUAAUUUGUAUAUGGUAUACCUACAAAAGAACAAAGCAAAUAUGUAUAUAUAUUUCCCAUGUAUAAAAAAACUCAAGAGAGUGGGUAAAUACUGCUGUUGAGUUCUAAUGUCACCUAAGAUUUUCUUUUAAUGCCAGACUCACAUUUUUGUCUGUCUGCAAAGGGAAUCAAGGAAUUAUAUGUCACUUGCAAAUGAUUGUUAUGGUACCCUAUGUUACAUCUGCAUGUAAUUUGCCAUAAUGUGCAAAUACACUACAUUUAUAAGCAUGGGUUAUCCAGAAACAGACAGACAUUAUUUCUUCCUAG
This is a messenger RNA of Xenopus tropicalis (tropical clawed frog), 4083 nucleotides long. It is a transcript of the gene gramd2a, whose product is annotated as GRAM domain containing 2A. The transcript is spliced from 13 exons. The record is from RefSeq and is a predicted model, not a curated record. NCBI's taxonomy places the organism in Eukaryota, Metazoa, Chordata, Amphibia, Anura, Pipidae. The coding region runs from base 858 to 1910 and encodes 350 amino acids.